Molecule: messenger RNA, 900 nt
Organism: Aegilops tauschii subsp. strangulata
Lineage: Eukaryota; Viridiplantae; Streptophyta; Magnoliopsida; Poales; Poaceae
Source: RefSeq, a predicted model, not a curated record
AUGGCCGCACCGUCUGGCAGCGGUGGCAGCGGGGCUGGGGGGGGGGGGGGGGGGGCGCUCUCGCCCAAGUCCGCCAGGGCACGUCUCGAGGAACAAUUGGGGAAACUUGACAUCUCAGAGGAGGAGGCGACACCGCUGGUUCUUGAUGAUCGAGUUGAGGGCGCUGCGGAGAAGUGGUUGAUCGCGGGCAAGGUAUUGCAUCGCAACAUACUGCACAUCCAGACGAUCUCCAACGCGCUACGCCCUGCAUGGGGAAACCCUAAGGGACUGUCUUUCCGCAUCGGUGGGGAAAACAUGUUUGUAGCGGAGUUUGCUACAAAGCGAGACCGGGAUCGCGUGUGGGAAGGAAGCCCAUGGCACAUCAGCAAGCAUGCAGUCAUCCUGUCUGAGUUCGACGAUUGCAUGAGACCGUCGGAGCUCAGUUUUGAUAAACUUCAGGUCUGGGCUAGGGUUGUGAACCUCCCGUUUAAUCUUCGGGAUGAGGCGUGGAGUAGAGCGAUUGCUAAGCAACUGGACAAGAACGCAACUGAUAUUCACUUUGAUCAUGGUGGAGGCUACCUGCGCGCUCGCAUUACACUGGAUGCAGCGAAGCCAUUGAGAAGGUGGAUCUUGAUUGAAUCUGCAAGGAGGGGGCAGACUGAUCCGUAUGACAUACAAUAUGAAAACAUACCCCACUUUUGUUUCUCAUGUGGACGAUUGGGACACUCCGACUUGCUCUGUCCAACACCUGGCACGAGAGAUGAACAUGGUGAUCUGCCUUUUGGAAAGGGGCUUAGACCGGGGGAAGAGAAGAGGAGACCUGCUGCGUCCGAGAGCUCAUCAUCAAGUAGCCAGCAAGCACGUAACAGUAAGCAGGACACAAAGAAAUCUAGUACGACUAUGAUGGAGGAAACGAGGUGA